GCCAUGCGAUUCUUUGACAUUGACAUCGCAGCUGUCAUAAUAGAACGUGUGUGUCUUGCUCGUUUAUGUAAAUAGAAACUUUUGUUGCGGAAAUUCAAGACCGAAAUUUUUUGUAGAGUUCAUUAGCGAAUAAAUAAACAACGAUGGGACUUCCAGAAGGAUGGAACGACUACCAACGAGUCGGUAAACCAGUUCAUGGAACACGUUUUAUUGCAUUCAAAGUACCACUCAAAGAGGGAAUGAACCGAGGAAGCCAAGUGCCGGAUGAAAAACAGCUCUAUCCGAAAUUGCUCGUUUCACUCGUACCGAAACUUGGACUUGUGAUCGAUCUCACAAACACACUCAAGUACUACAAUCCAGACGAAUUUACUCAGCUUGGUGUUGAAUAUGAGAAAAUCCGAGUCCAAGGCCAUCAUGUUCCCAAUUAUGAAUGCUCCGUACAGUUCCGUGACAGAGUCAAAAGGUUUUUAGAAGAAAACGAAGAUAAUGAUAAAUUGAUUGGCGUGCAUUGUACCCACGGACUGAAUCGAAGUGGCUUUAUGAUUUGUCGAUAUAUGAUUGAGGAAAUGAAUACUCCACCGAUCGAUGCUAUUACAGCUUUUGAAGAGGCGCGCAGUCAUCAAAUGGAGCGUGAGAAUUAUUUAGAAAAAUUGAGGAAUUUAACGGCAAAAGAUGGGAAUGAGGAAAAAAUACCAAAAUUACCAUCGCUGGCCAUCGACACCGAGACAGACAAAGGGACGCAAACAUUGCGUGGUUUUUGGAUCGACGAACAUUCGAUACCGACAUCAAAUCGAUCAAUGCCAUCACCGCAAACACCAUUAGAUGCCUUCAAUCAAAUACAAAAACAGGUUAACUUGAUAGGCUGUGUAAAUGUGCAACGUAAUGAUUUGAUACCAGACGGCCGAGGUGGUUAUUUUGUACAUAUCAAUAGUAAAGAUGUAAAACGUAUCGAUUCACAUCCACCGCCCAAUCGGCACCGUCAAAAUUUCAACAAAAGACCAACACAUCAAUAUCCAAACACACAUACAUCAGCACCAUACAACCCACAACAAAGGUAUAACCCACAUCAACCACCGCCACAAGUGCCCUAUAUGCAAAGACCAAGAUACCAAGGCGAUCCGUUGCCGUACAGUAGCAAUUAUGGCGAAGAAAUAUUCCGAAUGCAAACUAUGUCAGGUAGAUACAACGACUCACUGCCCCAUGGUAACAACAAUUUGGCCGAAGACCUACUCCGAAUGCAAAACAAACGAGGACCACCACGUCGAUCACGUUUUGAUCAACCAUUCUAACAAGAUCUGGUUUUCGCAUUAAAUAAAACCGAAAUGAUCAAAAAAAAAAAAAUCACAGAUUCCUCACAUCGAUUCCCAAUGUUAAAACUAAUGAAAUGAAACUAUUUGUUAUACAAAAUAAAAUACCGUUGAAAAUUAACAAAGAAAGAGAGAAAUUUGUAAUAAAAAUGGAUAAAAUAACAUU
This is a messenger RNA of Sitodiplosis mosellana (orange wheat blossom midge), 1473 nucleotides long. RefSeq names its product mRNA-capping enzyme. Gene Ontology annotation, molecular function: protein tyrosine/serine/threonine phosphatase activity; polynucleotide 5'-phosphatase activity. The record is from RefSeq and is a predicted model, not a curated record. The coding region runs from base 144 to 1289 and encodes 381 amino acids. The transcript has 9 exons. Lineage: Eukaryota; Metazoa; Arthropoda; Insecta; Diptera; Cecidomyiidae. Gene Ontology annotation, biological process: protein dephosphorylation.